AUGGGCUAUCUCUCUGGUUCCUCUCCGCACAUUAAGAGUGGAGCAGUGUCUGCACUCUCUCUAAUGGUAUAUAAUGAUCUGAAUGUCUGUUUUUUGAUACCUGAUCUGGUCCCAUCAGUUCUACAAUUGCUGCAGAGUAAAGCUGUGGAGGUCAUAAAAGCUGUUUUAGGCUUUGUGAAAGUAUUGGUGUCGGGACUUCAAGUAAAAGAUCUGCAAAACUUUCUCUCCGGUAUUAUUAAUGGAGUUCUUCCAUGGUCAUCUACUUCACGGCAUCAUUUCAGAUCAAAAGUCACGGUCAUACUAGAGAUUGUGAUGCGGAAGUCUGGUUCUGCGGUAGUUAAGUUACUUACACCUGAUAAAUAUAGAAAUUUUGUGAAGAUCGUUAUGGAGAAUCGUCAUGGUAAGGCAAACUCGAGAGAAGAUGGCACUACUGAAGCAGAAUCGAAAUCUUCAGAUUUCUCUUCGAUGGGGCGGCAGAAGAGGAAACGCGAGGAAUCAGGAAGUUUACCUAAUAAGGAUAACACCCAAAUGGAAUUCAGAGAUAGGAAGAGGGGGAAGAAACAGCAAGGCGCUGCCUCCGGUACGAAUGAGCCUCACAUAUCUUCUGGUUCUUUUAACCGUAUGAAAAGGCUGAGAAAGCCUGGAUAUCCUGAUCAUGGUAAACCGAAAGAGGGUCAGCUACAAGGGGGUAAAAAGAACAGAGGGAUAAAUUUUAACAAGGAUCACUCGAGCAAUGGAAAUAGAAAGAUUGACCGGACAAAAACGAGCAAGAAAAAUGUUAGCAGACCUACUGUUGGCUCCAAACAAUCCAAGCAGAGAACAGUGGAGAGGAAACAGCAGGAAAUUAGUAAUAAGAAGUGA
Molecule: messenger RNA, 861 nt
Organism: Ilex paraguariensis (yerba mate)
Lineage: Eukaryota; Viridiplantae; Streptophyta; Magnoliopsida; Aquifoliales; Aquifoliaceae
Source: the annotation of a GenBank genome assembly